This is a messenger RNA of Patella vulgata (common limpet), 7361 nucleotides long. Its product is annotated as serine-rich adhesin for platelets. The transcript is spliced from 17 exons. Gene Ontology annotation, cellular component: intracellular membrane-bounded organelle. Gene Ontology annotation, molecular function: protein binding. Gene Ontology annotation, biological process: autophagy. The record is from RefSeq and is a predicted model, not a curated record. Lineage: Eukaryota; Metazoa; Mollusca; Gastropoda; Patellidae. Bases 285 to 5135 code for a protein of 1616 amino acids.
GAAAAAUGGCUGCCUAACGGGUCAAAAGUGCAAGUUGGUGGACAAGUUGGUGCAAUUAUUUCACCUUUUCUUUGGUCCAACUUGUCAUGGAUGCAUUGGUUAACAGAGUGGAAGUUUGUAAGAAAAGAAUGCAGUGCACCUUGAAGAUUUGAAGUUUGUUCUUGAUGGGAUUAGUGUCAGUAAUAUAGACAGUAGGAUACACAUUACAACCAAGAAUUGUGAUGAUCAUUCUAUAAAGUUCAUCUUCAUAACCUAUUCAGGAACUCGAGGUCUGGACAAUAAGCAUGAAGCUUAACCAAUAUCUGCAACAAAGAGAAAUUGGAUUCGCCCGAAAGACUAAUCGGCUAAAAUCUACAAAAGGAUCUGAAACAUUAGUGUCAAAUGAAAAUGGUGUCAGUUCAUUUAAAAACUAUCCUUGUAAGUUAUCUGGACAACCUCGAGCAACAUUUCUGGUUGAUUUUAGCACUGAUAGGACGAAAGUAGCAUCAACUCAUGGUGACCAUUCUGUGAGAGUAUCAGAUAUUGUCAGUGGAAAAUGUACUCAUGUAUUAGUAGGUCAUCCUCGUACACCAUGGUGUUUGGCUUUUCAUCCAUCAUCUAAUGAUAUUCUAGCUUCUGGUUGUCUAGGAGGAGAAGUCAGAAUCUGGGAUUUGUUGGGUGGUGGAAGUGAAAUAUGGCAGGCUCCAAAUAACACAGUAAUAGCAUCUCUUACUUUUCACCCUACUGAUCAUGUAUUGUUAUUUGCUACAUCCAAUUGUGUGUAUUUCUGGGACUGGAGUGAACCUGAACCAUUUGCUGUGUGUAGAACAAAUCAUGAAUAUGAGCGGGUUAGGUGGCUUGGUUUUGAUCCAUUAGGACAAUAUAUUUACACUGGUAUAACUAAUGUUAGUACAUUAGCGAGAGAUGACCCUCCCAAUGUGGUCCAUAUGAGAGAUAGAACUGGUCAUCAUCCCCAUUCAAGGUUGAGAAAUAACUGGUCUCGUUAUCAACAUCUUGUAGAAAGAUUCCAUUCUUAUCAACAAGAUAGGAUAAGAAACCGUGAAGAGGACGAUAUAGAACCACCUCCAUCUGCACUACCACAUCCAUUAUCACCUGUACAAUUAGAUGGUAUUAAUCUGGCUCGUCAAUAUGCUGCAGAGGUAACCGCGUCAUCAGCUAAUUCAAGACAUGGAAUAGUUAGACCACCACGUAGAAACUCUCCGCUCCCCAUUAAUUUUCUGUGGGAAAUAGGUGAAGGCGAAGGACAGUUGCCUCAACCACGCGAAGCUCCUAAUACAAAUAGGUACAGAGUUUUAUCUGAAUUGAGGAGUAGAAAUUGGAGUCCACCUCCACGCCCCUCAUCAGAUGAUGAUGACACUCGUGUUGAUGAUGAGAUUGAGAGAUUAAAUCGUUCUCAGCUACGGCAUGCAGAAGGUGGUCGAGCACGAACAAGGUAUUCACAUAGAGCCCCUUAUCAUACUAGAUCAGAUAGAUCGCACAGAAGACUUGCCAUACUUACAGAAGUCCUUAGACGACGGGGAAGAAAUCAUGAUGGUAGUAGAAUUACAAGCACUAGUGCAUCAGUACCUUCUCCUAGAGGAAUUACGAUAGUCUCAAGACCAUCGGAUACUAAUCAGGGAUUGUCCGCCAUUACUACCACAAGUUCUACUGAAUUCACUCCUAGAUUUAUUGACAGGUUGAAUCAUAUGAAUGAAGAGAUUCAACAGGUUAUUUCCUCAGCUUUAGAUCAACCACAGAGUACAUCCUCAUCCACACCAGCAUCCAUAUCUGCUCCACCAUCCAUGUUUACUGCAGUACCCCAUGUCACACCAGGAUUCCCACCAGCUCGAAUAACAGGCUUGAGAGCUUCAACUGCUGUCAGUCCUUCAAGAUUAUUAUCAAGUUCUGGGAUAAUGUCUACUAGCACAUCAUCAUCAUCUCUUUCCAACUCUUCUGGCUAUCCCUCUAGAGGUAUUACUUCUGUGGCACGUAGUAUCGAAAGAAGUAUUAUCAAUAGUUGUUUAAGUCGGCCAAAUCCCUUAGGUACUGACCCACUUAGGGAAAACUUAAAUGACAACCUGAUCGUUCGUAGACAGUCUGGUGGAGAAACUGGAAAUGAGAGUCCUGAUCUGUUUAAUUCUAGUUCGACUUCUAGUGUAGUACCAUCAACUGGAACAGAUCGAACAUCUGUUUCAGCGUCGUCAACAACAGGUGCAGAUUCCUCUAGUAACAUACUGUUUGUUGAUCAGCCCUUGCCGGCUCCAAUACCACGUCAAGAUGAAAAUACAAGUGAAAAUACCUGUUCUAGAACGCGAGCACCCCUUCCUUCAGAGAGGCAGUCAUCAGCUUUAUCUAGAAUACGUCGUCAGUUGGCAGCCUGUAGAAACUCCAGACAGAGGAUGCUUAGACAAGAACGCUUUUAUCUUUCUCGUACACCAUAUCCAGAAAGCUUAGGAAACUCUACAGUUACUAGUAAUAGUCAAGAACCAACAUCUGAUAUCCGUUCUGACAGAUUUUCAUUAUCUCAUACUCUAACAUCUACAAUAUCCAGUUCUUUAUUUUCGCUGGGUAGAAUGAUUAGUGCAACUGAUACUACUACUAGCAGCAACACUAGUAGUAGUGGAAUAUUCUCAUCUACAGCUGCAACUCGACCUCUUCUUUGUCCUCAUUCUCACAGUAGAACAGUUGUUACAGAUCAAACUAGUCAAACCACAGGAGCCAUGAAUCUUCCUGAAUGUUCAGAUCAAGGUACUGAUGUAGUUGGCUUGGAUUUACAUGAGGAAACAGAUGUAGUUUCAUCUGAGCAGGAUCUGGAAGAUUUACUGAUGGAUGAUGAAUCUGAAACAGACAAUCCUAAUUUCUUUUUGUAUGACAGCGACACAAUAACAGAUAGCUCUGUUACGAUUGACUCACCUGAUGAAGCUACUCCAAAUGAGCAGGAUGAUUACCAAUCCUUAGAUUUAACAAAUAUAGUUGAAAUGGCAGAGGAGGACCUCCCUAACCAGGAUGGUAUGACCAAUUUAGGUAGGGACAAUCCAGAUUGUGAUCAAAAUGUUAAUAGUGUAUCUAGUUCAACAAGCAGUGCUAACAAUCUUCAACCAGUUUCAGCAUUAGGUGAAACUUCAGUGUCUGUAACAAGUGCAAAUAACGAGUCAUCCUCGUCAAGUGAUUUGGCAUCAGUUUCAAGUCUUUGUCAGUUUGUGAAUCACUACAAUCAGAGUUCUCCAAUUAAUAUACCAUCUAGUCUUACUGACACAUCGACGCUUACAUCAGAUGAACGGUCAACUAUAUCAUCAGCUCCUACUGCAGUAAGUAGCACCAUGGACUCAGAGAUGCACACACAUAUCAUAUCAAACAUUCCAUCUAAUACUUGUCCUUUCCUAUCUUCUCGUGCUACACUAUCUGAGUCUACUGAUACCAACCCAAGGCUAUCCACCAUAGGAUUAACACCAACCUCUCUCAGUGUCAGUAAUACAGUGGUUGUAUCAUCAACACCUGUAGAUGAUCCUUCCACUGAUAAUCCUGUAGAAGCACCUGCUACCUCUGCUUCUAAUGAUCCUUCAGGAAAUAAUACUUCAAAUUCGUUGUCUUCCUUACCUGAUGAGGAUUCUUCCCCCAACAAUUGCCCAACUCACUCAGUCCUCCGACAUCAUGCUUAUCUAGCAAAUGCUACAGCAAGAUUAGAACGGCGUAUUUCUGAAUUGGAUGUCCGGAUAGGUAGAUCCAAUAGUGCUAUCACAUCAUCAGGAUUAAAUCAUCGUGAGGAUCUAGCCAGCAUCACUGCUAGACUAGAAAGACAAGUUUCUGAACUAGAUCAGAGAAUAAAUGCACUGCGUGCAUCAUUCACAGAAAGACUUCGAGCACUUCAUCAAGAUAGAGAUAGGAUAUUAAGUAUGAGAGGACGUUUAUCUUCUGAACCAGAAGCUGUUCUACCAACAUCUACCUCUACAUCUACACCAUCUCUACCUGUAAUAACUAUAACUAGACCUAGAGAUGAAACUAGAGAUCUACCAACAUCUUCAUCCUCAUCUUUUCUUUCUUCAUCACAACCAGAAUCUGUAAACCGAAGUGGAAGAAGUAAUCACCAUAUGCUGGAAUCAUUUUUACGUGGUGAACCAACGCCCCAAAACAUAUCAUCCACUACUAAUAAUAUAAGAAGUAUACAUUUACCCUUAGAUCGAGGUGAACGGCCAUCUGAGGAUGAAAGUUGGCAUUCUUUACAACAGAUACAUCUACAUCCGCAUUAUUCUUCUUCUAUAUUAGAUGAUACUAUAAAUAGACCUAAUGAUGCUUUACAGGCUGCCAUUAAUAGGGCAAUAGCAGGUGCUUUUAUGGGAACAGGUGAAAAUGCUGUAGCUAAUAAUAUAGUCCCACAAUCUCAUAGAAUACAAUGGUGGGAUUUCAGGCAAUAUGAAGUACCCGAUUUAACAAAUAGUAAAUCCAAUGUAAUAGUAGGAAUGUGUAAAUUACAUAAUGAUGCUAGUUGUGAUAUAUCUCAGGAUGGAACUCGUUUAGCAACGUUUGUACCUAGUCAUCGAGGAUUUCCUGAUGAUAAUAUACUAGCUGUCUUUUCCUUAGAAACUUAUAACUUUGCUCAAUGUUUAUAUACUAAAAGUUUUGGUCCGAAUGCAAUAUCUGUGAGUAUAUCACCAAGAAACGAACAUGUUAUGAUUGGUCUAGCUGCUAAACGUCUUUCCUGGGUCUUUACAACCCAUCAGUUAGUAGCACAGGUCUACAAUUUAAAUGUACCACAUGCUGGAGAAGAAUCAAUGAAGCAUGUAACAGAUGUAUUCCAUACUUGUGAUUCUGAUGUACGAACACAUGUUAGUGUAAACUCUGCUAGAUGGUUACCUAGAAUGGGUGAAGGUAUAAUUUAUGGUACCAAUAGAGGAGAUCUGGUUAUAUGUCGUCCAUGUACAUCAAUUAUAACACUAAAAGUUGUAGCUGAUGAAGUAGGAACAUCUGCUACUUCAGAGAUAGAAACAGGUGAAAGUGGUAAUCCUAUCCGACGUAAUUUGAUGAACUUUUUCUUAAGUGACGAUUCAACAGCCCCACAAACAUUAACGGCUGGCACACAAACUAUUACUAGGGGAAUCCGACGUACAGCAGGUACACAGACAUCCAGUAGCAGUAAUCAUGAUAUAACGUUCUUAUAGCUUUAUCCAGGAUUUCAGUUGCUUCUAUUAUUGUAUUGAAAUAUACCAUAAUUUAGUGUUAAUUUUUGAAAAGCAUAGAAUGUUCAGUAUUUAAGACUCAUAAACAACUAAAAUUGUGGAACUUAAGAAAAAAAAAGGAUUCUUAAUGAAUAAUUGUGCUUUGAAAGUUCUAUGUCUACAAUUUGAAGAGACACAAAAUGAGAAGACCUUGUUCAUAUAUUGGGUGUGAGUAAUACUGAUUUGAUCUAGAGUUGUUGGAUUCUGGAACCAAAUAAAAUAUAAGUGUAACCAGUUUACCUAUUGUUUGUUAUUGAAAAUAUAUGAUGUGAUAUAUAAUUAUGUAAAUAUGUAAUCUGGUUGUAGAUUACUUCAAAAGGCUUUCUUUGUAAAUACCUUCAAGAAGUAUGUACAUGUAUACUUAAGAAAGCAGGACCUUUUAUAGUACUAAUAAUCCAUCUCACCAACUAAAUUAACACCCAAAUCCAAGAGAAUAUUUGCUUUUAAAUUAAUGAACUAAAUUUUAGGCUAAACAAAAACAAAUAUUCUGGUUCUCGGACAAUUCUUUAAUAUAAUCUGAUGCCGUGGGGAUGUUUUUUCAAAAGGAUCAUGUGACUAAAUUCAUUUCUCACUAGCAGCAUAUUUCAAGGUUUACAUUUUUCCCUGCAUCUGUCAUCGGUUUAUGUUGUUUUUUUUAUAGGAAUUCAAUUGCAUAAUUACUGAAACUUGUCCAGUGCCAUUUAUUAUGUCAAAAAUAUUUAUCUGCAUUGUAUACUUGAUAAGUGAGCAAACUUGCCCUUUGGAAUAUAACUGGAAAUAUCUGAGAAGAUUUACCUCCCUUUACCAUGGGAUAUAUGACAAUGAAGUAAUUAAAAUGGAUCACACCCUUUUUAUAUGAUGCAGCGGUAUCUGAAAACCAGAAUAUAUUUUUUUAAUUAGCCUUAGUUUUCAAUGUUUUAAAUAGUAUGGAAUGUAAGCUAUUUACAGCUGAAACUUUUAAUGCUUGUUAAUUUAUAUAUCAAUUUUGUACGUUUAAUUGUGAUUUGAUAUAAUAUUUCUAUAAAGAAAUUGGAAGCUUUUUUGCUGCUGUGUAACUAAAUUAAGAUAAUCUUACAUUUUGUGUAUUGUUCUUUUUACAUGAUAAUGCAUUGCUCUUAAUUAAAGAUGCAUUAUGUAAGAUGUAGAUAAAGAGCUGACAGUUCUCACUAUAACAGUUACAAACAUAGAUAAUGCAAAGGGAAUAUAUUGAAACUUACAAUAAAAUUACUUUAUUCUGAGCAAAGCUUAGGAAUGUUUGUUGUGAUAACAAUAGCAUAGUUUCAAUUUUCAUUGCUACCAUAAUAAACAAGUCUCGAUUAUCCGUUUUUAAAUUAAAUUGUUAAUUGGCGAUCAUGUUCCAAUCCAUUAAAAUUCACUACUAUCCGAGAUUCUAGAGAGUUAAUCAUUGGCUUGUCAUGUGCAUAAAUGUCUAAUUAAUAAUUUAUUUAACAUUUGAGGCCAAAAGAAAGACCUUCAAAUAGGCAGAUUUAGCUCUUACACAUAAUGCAUCUUUAAGAAAUCGUAUUGCUCAGUGCUAUGUAUCAUGUUCUUGUGCUACACAAGUUCUUAUUUUCUCAACAAAAGACAGUCUCUUUAUCAUAUUGUGACCAGGGACAACAAGAACAUGGUCAUAUAUGUUUAGAUUAUUAACAACUAAUUCUAAUAUAUGUUGCAGUUUUCUGCACUUUAUAGGCUAAUGUGUUUUGUAAACAAAGAAUACUCAACAUAUUAUAGGCCCUGUAUGUAUAUAGUCUAAGUUUGUAUGCCUAUAGGAAAAAGUAUUUUAAAGAAUUUAUUCUACUAUGUAUAUAUUUGUAUAUAUGUAUUUAUGAUUUAGGCAGGUGAGUGAGAAUGCAGAAGGCUUUGAAAGGAAGAUUUUGUACAAGAUUUUAAAAGUAAAGUUUGACAUCACUAGGAAACAUUGUACCUUAGAUAGAAAACUAUUCAUCUUUAUAUACUGUAUGAUAUUAUUGGGAAUCUGUAAAUGUCGAUAUUAAAGGAAUUAAUGAAAUAAAAAAUAACAGCUAAAUGUAAACAAAUUCAGCUACAAAAAUACAGACACCUUGAAUUUACAAAAAAUAAAUGAGACUUAUUUUGUAUUCAUAUAAGAAAAAACCCAACAGAACAUUGAUAAAAAUCAGAUUUAGAAUUUCCCUACAGAAAAGAGAAAAUAAAGUCUUACUUAAUAUA